This is a messenger RNA of Trichomonas vaginalis G3, 423 nucleotides long. Its product is annotated as protein ubiquitination. Bases 1 to 423 code for a protein of 140 amino acids. The transcript has a single exon. NCBI's taxonomy places the organism in Eukaryota, Parabasalia, Trichomonadida, Trichomonadidae. The record is from RefSeq and is a predicted model, not a curated record.
AUGACAAGUUCAGGGCAGCCAAAAAAUGAAAAUUGGAGUAAUUACUGUGACCUUAAGCCAAAUAAAGUAUUCGAAUACCCAGAUCAAGCAUCAAAAAUGAUUUGGGGCGUCAAUUCCAAUAAUAAUAUACAAUUAUCUUCACAAAUUAUCGAAUUAAUAACAACCAACAAAAUAACUAUCCAAAUGGCGCUUCAUUUGAUUGAUGUUUUUUCACAAAUUCGUGAUAAAGAAAUUAAAUUAUUUUCAGAACUUUAUCAAAAGGUAUCAAACGCAUUUUCAUACAUACAUAAGCCGAAAAAUAAUAGAUUAGCGACGCUUCUUCAUUAUCAAGGUUUCAAAUUUGAAAACUUCAAACCUGAAAUAGAAGAAGGAGAAAUUCUGAAUUUAUACUCAACAAACUCUCCUUUAUACUAUAUUGCAUGA